Messenger RNA from Mya arenaria, 1893 nucleotides. RefSeq lists its product as uncharacterized. Gene Ontology annotation, molecular function: flavin adenine dinucleotide binding; sarcosine oxidase activity. The record is from RefSeq and is a predicted model, not a curated record. Bases 8 to 1252 code for a protein of 414 amino acids. NCBI's taxonomy places the organism in Eukaryota, Metazoa, Mollusca, Bivalvia, Myida, Myidae. The transcript has 6 exons.
AGCCCCCAUGCCGGAAGUGUUCGACUUUUGUAUCGUAGGGGCGGGUAUUGUGGGCAGCGCGGCAGCGAGACACGCCACCUGCCGGCCAGGAACCAGUGUCUGUCUCGUGGGACCAACGGAGGCACAGACGUGGUCCUCCAGAGAUGGUGACGUGUUCGGGAGCUGGUACGACGAGGGGCGGCGGGUGUCAUGCCUGGGCAAGGACGCAGCGAUGGCGGACAUUGGUCGAGCCACCAUAGAACGGUUCCCCGACAUAGAGGACCAGGCUGGUUUUAAGUUUUAUUACGAGGUUGGAAGCCUAAAUAUCGGACAAGCAUGUGUUUGUUUCAAUGGUAAACGAAGCCAAGAUUCUGUACGCAAACUUGAGAAUGCCGAUAUGAAAAAACAGUUCCCGUACCUGGUCAUGAAUAAGACGGACCGAGGUGAACUGGAGACACAGAACGCUGGCUACAUCAACCCAAGGGCACUCGUGGCGGCUCAGAAAAUCAUAGCAUUACGGGCCGGCUGCACGAUUAUAGACGACAUUGCGGUGUCUGUAGACAGGGUUUUGGCGGGCACCAUGUACCACAUGAGCGUCCGUACCGAGGGUGGGCGAACGAUACUCGCACGGCGGGUGCUGCUGGCCACUGGCGGGUUUUCCACUUUCCGUGAUCUGCUACCACCGUCGGCGGGGUACCCCGACCAGUACGUGAAACCCACUUGCGUUUCGUUGCUGAAAGUCAGCGCGGACACGGCCUCCAGAUUCAGAGCUAUGCCAUGUGUUCUGUACAAGGGUGAGGGUGACGGUCGCUGGAUGAAGGCGACCACGGACGGCACGGGACGCCUCAUCGACUUCUACAUGCUUCCGCCCAUACGCUACCCAGACGGGUGUUAUUACAUAAAAUUGGGUCUGACGGGUGCCGUACCAAAGAUGUUGCGUUCACAGGAUGACGUUAGACGUUGGUACCGAAACGGAGAUGUCACCGUGCAACGUAACGUCGCUGAGUUUGCAAAAUCUGUAUUUCAGGGCGUGGAUUUCCUAGGCUGUCAAGGGUCCGGAUGUGUGAUCACAGAGACGCCGACGGGCCGGCCGUACAUCGACAUGGUGCACGACCAACUCGGGGUGGCUUUCGGCGGGAACGGAAUGGCGGCCAAGUGGAGUGACGAGAUUGGGCGGCUUGCGUUCCAGAUGCUGCUUGGCGACUGGGACUCGCACCUACCUCGGGACCUCUUCCGGCUUAAACUGUCCCAUCAACGCCUAGCGCGGUUAUAGCCGUAACACCAUACACAGAUAAAUGCCAUUCUAUAUUUUCACAUUUGAUAUUUUUUACAUAACAAAUAUUGUGUAAUAGAGGUUCCAAGUGACAUAUACGAGGGUUCACGGGUCCAAAAUUUACAUAUAGUGUGGUGUCACGAGUCACGGAUCCAAAACUUUGUAGACACUGUCUUAACACACACUUAGAAACCUUCAGUGAUCGUUGUAUAGAGCAGUUCCUUUUCUGUACAAAUCAAUGCUUUCAGUCAGAUGGGACUUAAUCAGUGGGACUACAUCGGUUUGAAAAAUUAUUUAAUUCAGGAUUUUUUUUUCUUUCUCAUUUAAUGCUUAUUAUUUGUAAAUUAUUUUCUUACGACGUCUCAUGUUCGCAGCCUUUCCAAGUUGAUGUUGUAAAAAAACAAGGAUAGCGUGACCGAUAUAAGAAUAGCAAACUGUUGCUUUUGUUAGAACUAUUAAUGAUUUAUUAAAUAUAUUUGCAGGUGUGAAAUCAUCGUUGAUUCCAUGGCAUUAUAAGUUUCAAUAUCAGACAUUAAUUAACAAGUUUAUGAUACACCUUUAUUUUUCAUUAACUCAUUGCAAACACAUUUUAUUGAUAUGGUACACAAAACAAUAAACAUGAAAUAAAACAUUCAUGAAUA